Rhagoletis pomonella (apple maggot) is the source of this 5788-nucleotide messenger RNA. It is a transcript of the gene Meltrin, whose product is annotated as disintegrin and metalloproteinase domain-containing protein 12. NCBI's taxonomy places the organism in Eukaryota, Metazoa, Arthropoda, Insecta, Diptera, Tephritidae. Gene Ontology annotation, biological process: membrane protein ectodomain proteolysis. The transcript is spliced from 6 exons. The annotation marks the transcript as partial. The record is from RefSeq and is a predicted model, not a curated record. Gene Ontology annotation, molecular function: metalloendopeptidase activity.
UUUCGCAGGCACUCUGAUUUGUUGGAUAAAAAUUCGACCUGCGGCUAUAACAGUGCCACCGACCACCAUAAACACUUACAACAUUUGAAGUCUGAGAACUUGCUACAAAAGGACGAUGACCUACCGCAAGUACCAACGCACCUUGAUAGUUCGGAGUUCAAUCGAAUUUUGCGGUAUAAAAGGUCGUAUGAAAAUAACGAUGUAAUUCGCGGUCCCUAUAAUGCCGACAAACAUUCUUCCUAUGUGGAAUUAGUUAUUGUGGUUGAUAAUAAGGUCUAUAAGUCAUUUGGUGAGAGUCCGAGAAAAGUGCAUCAGCACUGUAAGGAUUUAGCCAACAUCAUCAAUGCGUUGUAUGUUCCAUUGAAUAUCUUCGUUGCACUCGUGGGUGUGGUCAUCUGGAAUGAGUACAAUGAAAUCGAAUUCUCCAGCGAUGGUGAUUUAACGCUGCGCAACUUUCUCAACUAUCGCAGCACAAAACUGGUGCUGGACCAUCCGAACGAUAAUGCACAGCUGCUGACUAAGGAGCAAUUUAGCGGCGGCGUUGUUGGCAAAGCACUGAAGGGUCCAAUUUGUACGCACGAAUACUCUGGUGGCGUUUCCAAUGAGCACAGCCAAAUUGUUGCCGUUGUCGCCACUACAAUGGCCCACGAAAUGGGCCACAACUUUGGCAUGGAGCACGAUUCGUCCGACUGCAAGUGCCAAGAUGAAAAAUGCAUAAUGUCCGCUUCGUCUACCUCUGUGGUGCCAGUGCAUUGGAGCAGUUGCAGCAUUGACCAGCUAAAUAUUGCCUUCUCGCGCGGCAUGAACUAUUGCCUGCGUAACAAACCCACCAAGCUAUUCGAGUCACCGCAAUGUGGCAAUGGUUUCGUGGAGCCGGGCGAGCAAUGCGAUUGUGGGCUGCCCAACUAUUGCGAGAAUACCUGCUGCGACCCGCACACUUGCAUGCUGCACACGAACGCGUCAUGCGCCACCGGUGAAUGCUGUGAUUUGAGUACGUGUCGACCCAAAGCGGCCGGCCAAGCGUGUCGUGUGGCAGAGAACGAAUGUGAUUUGCCUGAAUACUGUACAGGCGAGUCGGAGUACUGCCCAGCAGAUGUGUUCAAACGUGAUACAGAAGAUUGUGAUGGCGGGCAGGCGUACUGCUUCCAAGGCAACUGUCGUUCGCACACGCAACAGUGUCGCAUACUGUGGGGACCGACUGGCGAGAGUUCAGAACACUGCUACGGGAAGAACACGGAGGGAAAACGUGGCGGUAAUUGUGGCUACGAUCGCAUCAACAACACUUUCAUACCCUGCGAAAAGGAACACGUGGCAUGUGGCAUGCUGCACUGUCGGCAUUUGAAUGAGCGGCUAGAAUUUGGCAUGGAGUCUGCAGCAGUGCUGUCGCACUCGUUCAUCAAUCACGAAGGCAAUAUUGUGCCAUGCCGCACUGCGCUCGUUGAUUUGGGGUUGCAAAGCACAGAUCCAGGACUCUCGCCAAAUGGUGCUAAGUGUGGGGAAGGCAAAAUGUGUGUGGACCAAAAGUGCCUGACGAUAGAGCGAGUACGUGCCACGGGGCUGGGUAAGCAGUGUCCUGAAAAUUGCAAUAGUAACGGUGUGUGCAACAGCCUUGGCAAUUGCCAUUGCCAUGUGGGCUACACGGGCGCAACUUGUCGCCUGCCAGGACCGGGUGGCUCCAUUAACAGUGGACCUGCAACUUCGCCUACCAGUCAUCAAGUCUUCCAGAACUUCAUGUAUAUCUUCUUCUUUGGCGUGAUACCGUUUAUGAUGCUCCUACUCUGGCUCACAUACUACAUUCGCAAUCGACGCUUCUUCCUUGGCGGCAAGCUGGCCGAGAAUAUCAUCAAGGCUGCCGGCACAAAACAACCUCCCACUCGUCCCGACCAUGGUCCACUUGGUGGUGGAGGCAGUGGUGGCGUUGGCGCGCACAGCCUGCCGAAGUCAACUCCCAGCAGUACUGAUGACAUGAACUCCGCGCUGCUCAAGUCCCCCAGCGACUCGAAUGACAACUCCGUUGGAAAUGGCAUGUUCGGCAAGUUUAAGGGAUUCACACUUCGUCCGCUUAAUGAUACAACUUCGCCCACUAACAAUUUCAAUGGUCCUAAUAUCGCUUACGUACAGCCCACCGUGCAGGACACAACGGCCAUGAAUGGCGGUGUACCACAACGCUCCGCGCCACCACCGCCACUGGUAAAAGGCAACUCGGUGGAUGUAGCUCAACCUAAUCGCUGGGCGCCACCACCACCCGUGGGUAUUGCAAAUGCACCAGCUUUACCGCCACCCAACCCCGGCUCGAAUGCGCGCCCGAUCAUUUCGAUGCCGGUGCUGGAGACCUCUACGUUGACGCUGCCACUUAAACAGUCGAGCGGUGAGAUGUCACCAACGCGUGCCGCACCGCUACCGCCUCCCAUGCACGCCGGUCAAUCCGGCUCUUUGCCGCGUCCCGCCCCGCCGCCACCUGUGCCUAUGCAUGCAGACCCGAAAUUGAAUAUAAAGCGUGAUGGAACCAUUCGACGCAUAGCAUCGUUUUUGAAAAAGGAGGAGAAACCGCCGUUAAAAGAGAAAACCUACAUUGAUCGCGAGAAGUUGAAGAAUAUCGAGAUAUCGGCACCGAUGCCUGUUGCUCCGCAAGGAGAGUCAUCUAAUUCGGAUUCUGAGACCACUCCCAAAGAGGAGGAAACGAAAAAUCUAGUAAAGCGUGCGCAAUCUAUGCGUUCGCCCACUAAGAAAACCAACGUGCAGACGUUCGGGUCGAUGCGUUAUGCACCAGGUACGGCGCGUCCAAAGAGUGUGGCGGCUGCCACCGCGGCUUCACGCCCCAAAAGCCCGCCUCCACGGCCUCCACCCCUAAAGAAAACUAAUUCGACGACUUCUUCUGGCUAUGCGCUGCCAGUUGCCACUGCCAAGUCUAGUGUGGAGAAUGCAUAUGACGACUGCGAGUUCGUCGAACAUCCUCUGACCACAGUAGGUGAGUCGAACGAAGCAGACUCACCCACUUCAACAGACAAUAUUUAUUCAGUAAUCGAUGAAAUACCCCCAGCAGCGCAAACGCUUAAGCGCAGCGAUUUCGUCAACGAAAGCAGUGAUUUGGGUUUGCUGGGCGAGAUUGUGAAUGAGAUUGAAAAGCGCAAUGGCGAUUCCAUCUACACUGCAUCAACGUUAGUGAAAAACAAACCGCUGUCCACGGAGGAGGUGAAAAAUACAACAGCGGAUUUGAAACCCAAACCAAAGCCCACAAUCGCCACAAGCGCGAAUCCGGAUUGCAAUGCAGCUGCGGAAGCGCCGAAAGCGCAUGCGAGCACAACGGCAGCAUCAGCACAAACAGUGCCUACUUACUUGCGCCCGACGCCAGUGAAUGCUCCAGUGGCGCGCGUAGCGCCCACACGCGCUGAUCUCUCUCCAAGCACAGCGUUCUCAAGUUUCAAGCCCACAACUUCAGCAGCAGCGGCGACAGCAACUGUCACCUCUAACAAAGCCACAACAGCUGCAUCCAACCGCCUCGGCGGCAACAACAGCAGCACAAACACAAACUCUGUGACAUCGAGAAACAAAGCCUUCAAUAAAACGGCGGUCGCCGCAAACUCAACAGCGACAACGCGUGCUGCCGCCACAGCCACAAGUAGCAGUAAUAGUACAGCACUGCCGUCCGCUACCAUCACAAAACCAAAACCGCUUUCAGCGAAGCCCUCGUUCAACAGCCAAAAGAAAGUAACACCCGCGCCAAGUGUUGGCGGCGGCACAGCAGCUGCCGCACGUUUAGCGGCUACAGGUACGCCACGCACCGCGCCCACCGUCAAGUCAGGGAAUAUAGCGUCGCUGACGCAACGUUUUGAAAAAGGUGCGACAGCAAAUACGAAAAAGUAAGAGCACGCUCAUUGAAUUUCUCCGCCGCUCUUCUAUGAAAAAGAAGAGGUAGCGCCUAAUUGGCAUUAGACCACAAAAAGGCCGUUCAAAGGCAACAUAGCCUAGGCAUGGCAUAAAGCGAUAUUGUAAUUUAUAUUGUAAUGAAAUUUAUUUGUGUAUGGAAAGAGAUAAGUUUACUAUGGAAAUUCGGGGGAUAUACAUAUGUACAUGCGUAUGUAUGUACAUACAUAUGUAAUUAAGCAGAAAAAUUAUUAGAAAAAAACUAAUUCAAUUCAAAAGUGAUAUUCAUUCCUUGGCAUAUUCUAACGUCGAACGAAACCAUUGUAGUUGUAUGUAAAUUGUACGAAUAUUGUGCGCCUAAAGAUAGUAGACUGUGUAUAAUACUAAUAUUCAAUUCAGUUUUUGUAAAAAGCAUUUUUUUUACUAUCAGCUUGUACGUUGUAGUUUAUGAAAAUCGUAAUUUUAAGCUCUGUACAUUUAUUUUAAAUUAAGUUAAAUGUGUGCAUGUGUUUGUUUGUAAAGUAUAGGUAUUUUUAUUCUCAAGUAUCUCAACGUAUGCAGAAUAUGAAUUCAGUGGCAAUAAUUUUAUUCAUACAACUCUGGUGCAAACAAAAUCUUUAGGGGUUUCCACCCCACAUUCAUUGGUUUGACCUAAUAAGCUCAUUUGCCCGAUUGCCAGGUCACUUGCUCAAUGUGGUGAAUACCCGCAUUAUUUUGUAACUUCUAUUUUUGAGCGAAACUUUUGUGCGGUCCUUGUGAAAAUAACGGCGAUUAGUUGCUUUAGAUCAUUGACGGGCACUGUCUUGCCCGCGGGCAAAUCUCUUUUAAGUUUGCUAUACAUUUUGAAUUGGCGCCUGUGGAGUAAAAGCUCAAAAGAGUUUUUCCCGCGGGUAAGGCAGUGCCCAUCACCGCUUUAGAACCAAGACAUAUUGGACUACUACUAGUACGACAGCUGUAAACCUAUACCGGCAUGCUUAAAAAACCAACAAAAAAAAGAAAUAUAAGCUCUUAAAACGGUGAAAGCUUCAAAAAACGGUAUAAGAAUCCUGGUAAGAACGUUAAAAACCGAUGAAACAUUUUCGGGCUUAUUUUGUUUUUAAUGACAAAUUACUUUUUUUAAAUGCUAGUGUUAAAAAUUCAAAUUUUAGUUUUCAUACUGAAAAUCUUUUAAUUUUAAAAUAUAAUUCCUGCAUAUUUGUUAAACAUCAAAUGAACGUGUCGAAAUUAAAAUUUUAAAAGUGCAUAAAUUUUAUAAUUUUUCUUACACAUUCGGAAGCUGCACUCAUAACUAACAUUGACAAUUUUUUUGCCUUAGUUAGGAACAAACUUUUAGGACUUUUUAUAUUAAUUUUCCAAAAGCAGUUAUUUUAAGAAUAAAAUUUUCCAAAAGCAGUUAUUUUUAAGAAUAAAAUUGGGGUCUCGAACUAGGUAAAUUUUUCCAAUUCCAAAAAAAAAGCUGAAAAAUAUUAAAAAAUUUGUAUGUAUGUACAUACUUCGAAAGCGCUUCAAUUUUAGACUCUCGGGAUUAAUAUCUAAAGCUUAUAAAAUUGACUGAUAAAAUUUCAAUAGAGUUUUACGCCGUCUCCGAACGUCGAAUGGCUUUUUUCAUGGCAGACAUACAUUCGGGGGGUUGCCAUUGCCUGACGAGGGUGACCGCUAUUAGAACAACCAUUAGUUAAUCUCAAAUUUUAAAGACUUUUAAAAAGUUUUUUGCUUCAAAAAACUUUGUUUUGCAAAUAUGACUUGAUCAGCUGAAAUAUUCGUAACCAUUAUUUUCCAUAUCCGCCAUUAAAUUUUAUUUGUAAUGAUAGUUAUGCUCAAAUACCCUUACGAGCCGUCUUACAUUUUAUUAUUUUGUGUAUUAGUAUUCAAAAACACUGCCUGCCCUUAUAAAAAUUACAAAUAAAUUUGGCAGCUUUUCACC